AUGGUGAAAUUAUCUUGGAUACGGUGGUGUUUUGUUAGCAACUUCUUUGUACUACUAGUCAAAACACAAACGAAAGAUGCAUUUUUGGAGCGCAGUGAUGUUCGUGAAAAUAGCUCAUUUUGUUCGAUCUUCCCCAGUGGUUUGCUUGACGAUGUAGCGCUAGCAUCACAGUUCAGUCUGUCCGUGCCAACAGAAGAAGAUUUGUAUGUUUUGGAAUUAGACAGAGAACAGCCUGAUCUACUCGAAACCCUCUGGGAUGCAAUUUGUCGACCACCUGCAAUCUUGCAUGCCGAAGCGGCGACCACACAACCUUCACUUCAGUCAAUGCCACGCGAAAAGACGGAGCGUUCACUGGCUGGAAACUACUGGUGCCCAGAAGCAAGUCCUACAUGCGCGAUCGAGUUGAACAAUUACACGCAGGACUGCCCAGAUAAUAGCGCUUAUGGUCAGCGAUCAAUUCCGGAAGGGCAAUAUGUGACACCGACUACCCAGCAUUGUACAAUUCAUAACGGAGAAAAGCCGUACAAAUGCAGCCAUUGCAAUUCGAAAUUCAGGCAGAAAGCUCAUCUGGACGAACACAUGCGAAUUCAUAGUGGCGAGAAACCAUACGUUUGCGAGCACUGCGGUAAAAGGUUCAGAAGUAUUGGAAAUUUACAGCAGCAUUAUACAAUUCAUACCGGGAAGAGCCGUACAAAUGCCAGUCCUACUACAAAAUGA
Gongylonema pulchrum is the source of this 717-nucleotide messenger RNA. NCBI's taxonomy places the organism in Eukaryota, Metazoa, Nematoda, Chromadorea, Rhabditida, Gongylonematidae. The record is from the annotation of a GenBank genome assembly.